CCUUUCCUGUACCUGAGAGGAAACUGGCUGAUUUGUGGAGCUUCCUUUCCCCUCCCCCUCCCCGCUUUUUUUAAUCGUACAAAUAUUCCUAGCCUUUGGGCAAUUUGGGUUGCAGAGAUUCGUUGCAAGGGACGUUGCAUCGCAAAAGGCUGCUGCUAGGACUGAAAGAGAACCUUUUCUAAGUAAGACCACAGCGAUUUCUCUCACCUGGGAAAUGGAGAACUGGGUUCAGGAUCAUGGCCCAGAGAUCUGCGCUCAGGUCGUAGCUUUGGCGGAAGAUUUCUUGCUGAGACAGAGGGAGAACGAGAGAUGGGGGCCGCAGGCAGUAGUAACAAACUUUUCGGAUACUGAGCUGCUUCCAUCAGACACUGAACAGGAACAGAGUUUUAAGCAGGAGGAAGACGAGGAUGUGGUCUCCCUCGCAGGUGAUGGGCAGGCAACUGAGAAUGAGGAAGAGGACAACCUUCAGCUGGAAGAUUCUGAGCCAGACGGGGUGUCCCUGGGUGGAGACACUUGGGACAUCCGUGAGAUGGGGGAGGCGUCUGGAAGUCGCCAGGGUGCCAACAGGCAUGAAAAACGAAAGGACGUCCCUAUCCCUCCUUAUGACCAAGGCCGCUGGGAUCUGAAAGAGCCUAGGAUCCGGGCGAGGAUUUACAACUACGGAGGACUGAAGAUGUGCAUGGACUGUGGGAAAACCUUCAAGCAGAGCUCAAGCUUAUACAGGCACCGGAGGCUGCACACUGGAGAGAAACCAUACGGCUGCCCAGAGUGUGGCAAGAGCUUCAGCCGGAAGUCGCACCUCAUUGCGCACGAGAGGACUCACACAGGGGAGAAGCCCUAUGACUGCCUGGAGUGCGGCAAGAGCUUCAGUCGGAAGUCACACCUCACCACGCACGAGAGGAUUCACACAGGGGAGAAGCCGUACAAAUGUGGGGAGUGCGGGAAAUGUUUCAGCCAGAGUUCGGCCCUCGUGGCCCAUGAGAGGUCCCACACUGGGGAGAAACCAUUCACUUGCCCAGACUGCGGGAAGAACUUCCAUCGGAGGUCGGGCCUUUCAGCACAUGAAAGGACCCACACAGGAGAGAAGCCAUAUAAAUGCACAGAGUGUGGGAAGAGUUUCAGCCAGAGUUCAGGCCUUUUGGCCCAUGAGAGGACCCAUACAGGAGAGAAGCCGUACCGAUGCACCGAGUGUGGGAAAAGCUUCUGUGAGCGCACGGCUCUUGUUAGACAUUUGAGAACCCACACAGGGGAAAAACCAUACACGUGUGCAGAGUGCGGGAAGAGUUUUAGCCAGAGCUCAGGACUUCUUGCGCAUGAGCGCACCCACACAGGAGAGAAACCGUACAAAUGCUCAGACUGUGGGAAGAGCUUUGGGCACCGCUCUGACCUUCUCCGACAUCAAAGAAUCCUUAAAAGAGGGAAGCCAUAUAAAUGCUCCGAGUGUGGGAAAUGUUUUGGCCGGGGCUCCGAUCUCCUCCAGCACCAGCAAAUCCACACAGGAGAGAAGCCAUAUAAAUGCUCCUACUGUGGGAAAUGUUUCAGCUGGCGGUCAAACCUUAUUAAGCAUGAGAGAAUCCACACGAGGGUGAAAACUUACAAAUGUGCAGCCUGAGUACGAAAACUCCCAUCUUUGGGCAUCAGAGAAUCCAUGCAGGAGGGCCAUUGUGGCAAAUGCUCAGACACUGGAAAUCACAUUCCUUGCUUCGUGUCCAUAAAUGUGACAUGUUUGGGGGAGAGCUAAAGGAGAGAAAGAGAGAAAAGAAACCCUAAUUGCAGGAGCAGCUUCAGCAUCUGGUCACGCAUUAUUAGUACUCAGAGAAUCUGUGCUGGAGAAAGCAACAUAUCCCCUGCCCAGUUUAACCUGGAAUUUUCCAUCCAUAACUUUCCAUGGUGUAAUUUCCAGAGAAUCUGGUAUAGUUGCUAGAAACAGUGGUAGAAUUGUAGAACAGGUAGGAAUCGCUGUCAGGACACGUAGCCCUUUGCCCCCAGCUCUUAACAUUAUGUUUAAACCCUAGCCUAGUGAUGAUCUUGAUCCAACAUGUUUGAAUAACGAGUGUGGAGAAAUUCAACUACACCUAUAUGAAUAUAUAUACCUCCUUUUCUCACUGGCCACAAUCCUUAUCAGUCCCAAAUUUCUUAAGAUACUGUUUUCUGAGGCAGCAUACGGAGUGUGGAAAACAUCCAAACCAUAGUUCUGCUUGAAGAAGUGGAUGGGAGGGGUAGGGAGAGAGAGAUUUGAGCAUCAGGACCAAUGUAGACAUGAGGGUAGAUGGAGAGUUUUAAGCUCACUUGUAAAGGUCUCCCCUGUGAUAACACAACAGCGAUCUCAUCUACUAAAGCCCUCCUCUGUUGAAGGGGAAACAAAACCUCACAAUGCUAACUCUUCUUGUUGCCAAUAUAGCGGGGGGGGGGGACCCUAUGCCCAGCAGUCCUCCAAACCUUUCUGUCUGGACCUCACAGUUCUCCCCACGCCACACUCCCUCUCCCCAGGCUGCACCCCUCGCUGGCCUACUUCAUCCUCUCGAGUCUUUUUCUCUGGCUGGCAGAGUGUCCUUGAACUCUGGCCACGACGCUUGCUUGCCUGGAGGAAGGAUCGAGAGGGGGGUGUGAGUGUGUGUAGAAACUAGCCUACUGCACAAAGGUAAAAAUUACGUUCAUUGCUCAGCUUCCUUUUGGCUCUGACUCUGCCCAGUGCUGCCAUGUGGCCUCCAGAAGAUUGCCUCAAAGGCAGUGUAGCCCCUCAAGGUGAAAGAGGUUCCCUGCCCCUGCAAUGAAUAAACACACCCCCUCGAUAGGCCUCAAACCCAAGGCUUUUGGCCUAGAGCCUUUGUACGCCGCAGCCUUUCCCGGCAGUGCUGGCUGACGGAAGUUGCAGUCCGAAACAUCUGGCGGGCCCCAGGUUGGGAAAGGCUGCAGGGUAUUCUCUUGCAGCUCUUUGCCCAAUACCUUUUUAACUUGUGAGCCAGUUUACACAGCCCUAGCUCGGAGUUUGCUGGGCUCACAGAAAGCGGGGAUUUCCUCUGGAAAGCAGGCCGGGGGAACCUGCGGCCCUGCAGAUGUUGCAGAACUCCCAACUCCCAUGAGCCCUAGCCAGUAAGGCCAAUAGUUAGGGGUGAUGUGAGUUGUAAUCUAGCAACAGCAGGUGGGCCACAGGUCCUCCAGUCCUGGGGUAAAGUGACCUUUACUGGUUAGCGAUGUCGGCGUCCCAAGGGACAAGAAGUCGCGAAACGUCUGAAAAGAAAGUGACCCAUCUCUGUAUUAUUUUAUUUUUCCAUGGCCUGGUGAGAAGAAAUGGUGAAACUGAGCCACGGAACGCAUUCUCUUUUUCCAAAUGGGCAGUGUUCUCUUUAGAACUGUGUAUUUCUCCAUUAAGGGGAGGGGCCAUAACUCGGUGGGUAGAGCAUCUGUUUUGUAUGCUGAAGGUCCCAGAUCCAGUCCCUGGCAGCAUCUCUGGGUAGGGCUGGGAAUGUCCUCUCCCUGAAACCCUGGAGAGCCCCAUUCUAGGCAGUGUAGAAGACAACACUGAGCCAGAUGGGCCAAUGGUCUUCCAGCAUUCCUAUGAACUGUGUUAUCCCCCUGCCCUGCUGCAUGUCAGGCAGGUUAUUAAGCAGGGGUGGUGUUGAGGGUUGGCUUGGCUGGGCACCUGCCAGUGUUCCACACCCAGAAAGGGGACCCACUGAUUAGAGCCCCUAGACCUCCUUUUCACCACUGAAGGCUGUUUGCUUGUUCACCUCUAACUUUGGCCCAGCCAACAGUAGUGGUGAGAUGGAGGAACAGGAGAUGCCACUGUCUGCUUGCUCAUUGGCUCUCUGCCUGCCAGGUGAGCAAGUGGAAGCCAUGAUGAGGAAGAGGAGUAGCUACAGCUGGUGAUAACAUAGGAAGGUGCUUUGUACUGAGUCAGACCAUUGGCCCACCUAGCACAGUAUUGCCCACACUGACUGGCAGCAGCCGUCCAGGAUUUGAGGCAGGGGACAUUCUCAGCCCGAAUGGAGAUGCUGAGAAUUGAAAUCUGCAUGCAAAGCAGAUGCUCUGCUACUGGAGGUGGGGGCACAGAGGGUGUCUUGCCCAAGGACCCUUCAAAAUCUGGAAGCCAGAUUUAAGCAGCAAUGUGGGGUGGGACAUUUUCCGGUAUAUUAUUUCCCAUUUCAUAAGUUUAUUAGUAACAAUGAAGGGGUGCCAACUUCAGAGGCAAUUUAUUAGGCAAGCUUGGCAGCUUUCAGAGUUUUUAGCUUUUGUUUACUAAAUCCUAGUGCAAAAGGAAUUAGAUCACUCAGGCAGGGGAACCUGGUGCCCUCCAGAUGUUGGACUUCAGCUCCCAUCAGCUCUAUCCAGCAUGCCCCAUGAUCGGGGAUGAUGGGUGUUUGGAGUCCAGCAAAAUAAAAUCUGGAGGGCCACAGGUUCCCCUUCCGUGCUGUAGGGCGUUAGAAAUUUUUUCCCAGUGGGGAAUCCCUGAAGGAGGAAAACAGGCCUGCUCUCCCAACCUAGAUCCUUGGGUUCACGGGCUGAGAAUUAAGGUUAUGCAUGUGUGCAUUUGUGUUUCUCCAGGGCUUUCCCAGUUACAGUCCCUUUGCCCACACUCCAUAUCAAUCUUAUAAAGCACUAUUGGGACUGUGGGGCGGAAGACAGGAGAGCCAACAGUAGAUGGAACCGGAGCCUGGGACAGGCAGGCCAACUAAUUCUAGCGUUGGCCCCAUCCUCCUCUCCGCUGAGCUGGUUGUAAGUAAGAAGGCAGGUGGGUGGAGGGUGGCUGAGGGCAGACUGAGGUUGGUGGGGCAGUGCCCUAUUUGCCCUCAUGGCUCAGCCUCCACUGGGUGUAUUCACUUUGCCCUCCUUUCCAUUCUGUCCAAGUGAAUGUACGAAGGUCCAUUGCACCCCCUUUUCCCACUUGGCCUAAUCCCCAUUUUUUAAAAAAAACCUUAAGCUAGUCAUUGCAUCACGCGGCCGUGAGUUCCAUAGAUUGAAUUUUGCAUUGCGUAUGUGAAGAAGACCUUUCGUCUGUCCAGAAUCUCCUGCCAAUCAGUUUCAUUGGGCAAUCCAGAAUUCUAGUGCUGUGAAAGAGGGAGGUGGGGGAAAUGAUCCACUUUUCCCACAGUGCAAUGCUAAACCAUGGUUUGGUCUCAGUCUCACACAUUCCCUUAUCGCUCAGGGUAACUCCCUUCUUGGUUUGUGGCACACAGUGGUUUGCUGCAAAGAUGGGGAACCUGUGGCCCUCCAAAUGUUGUACUACAGCUCCCAUCAUCCCUUGCCAUUGGCCGCACUGGCUGAGGCAGAUGGGAGCUGGAGUCCAGCAACUUCAGGCUGGCAACAGGUUCCCUCCCCUGGGUUAGAAAAUCCACACGGGAUGGCCAGCCUGCAGAUAAACAGACGUUUUGAGUUCCUUCUUGCAUUUCAUAACCUACAGCGCAUCUCUAUACAGUGCAUCUGUACAAAGCAUAAAGGAAGGGCCAUAGCUCAGUGGCAGAGCAUCUGCCUUGCAUGCAGAAGGUCCAAGGUUCAAUCCCCUGCAUCUCCAGGUAGGACUUCCUGUCUGAACCCCUAGGGAGCUGCUGCCGUCAGUGUAGACAAUGCUGAGCUAGAUGGACCACUGAGUCUGACUCAGUUCAAGGCUGCUUCCUAUUUUCCUAUCUUCCCACAUUCAUGGGAUUAACAGUUCUCAUUCCAAAAGCUGGGAAUUUGAGUGAAAUGCAAUUCCCUGAACAUACUUCUCCUUAAAAAAAGAUAUGUAACGUUUUAUGUUCAUAUUGGCUAGGACAGCCUUUGCCAACCUGGGGUCCUUUGGACCAUAACUCCCAUUGGGGCUUAUGGGAGUUGUGAUCUAAAACGCCUGGAGGGCACCAAGUAUAUUUAAUGUGUGUCUUUAACCUGGAUUUUCUUUCUGCGCCAUUUGUAAAACAUGCUACCUCUUGUUCCAUCUCCUCAAGGGAAAAGUGUGUGUGUUGCAUAUUUUAAAAAUGUAUUUGUCAUGCCUCUUUCCAUAUAUCACUUCAACUUUUAUUCUCCCUUUUCAUAGGAAGCUGUUUCACAACCGCUUAGAUAAUCGAUCCCUUGAGCCCUGUAGAGGUGCAGGUUUGGGGGGAAUCCGCAGAUCUCCUGUCCCUUCUGUCCUUUUUUAAGAAGUUGUGGGCUUUUUUGGUCAUGAGCCUGUACUCGUGUUUUAAUUCCCUAGCAAUGCCCCUGGAGCCCAGUCUUGUCUAGUGUGGCUGAGAGCAGCUCUCUGUAGGCUCAGGCAGAGAGAGGGGUCUUUCCUGCCUUGAAAGCUGAGAUUCUUUGAACUGGGGAUUGUUUUGCAUUGCAAAACGUAUAAAGCUGCUUUGUACAGAGUCAGACCACUGGGCCAUCGAGGCCAGAAUUGCCAACUCUGAUUGGCUGCAGUCCCGCAAGGGUCAAAUGGCACAGGGGGGCUUUGCUAGCCUUGAAAACCGGGAGGCCCUUUUCAACCGUGGGUGGGGAGCCUCAGGCCUGGGGUGCGAAUGCGGCCAUCAAGCCUCUCUAGUUGACCCAUGGAGCUCUCCCCAGGCCUCACCCCUUAUUGGCCAUGCUUUGCACCCCAACUAUUUGGAACAGUUGAACUGUGAUCAUGCCUCAUCUGCCUGGAUGGAGGGGACAGAUGAGCUGUGUGUGUGUCUGUAGAAACUAGUCUACUGUACAAAGGCAAAAUUUGCAUUCAUUGAUCCACCUACUUUUGCAUCUGGCCCUGCCCACUACUGGCACAUGGCCCUCAGAAGGUUGCCCAGGAGGGAAUAUGGAAAUAAGUUCCCCACCCAUUUCAAGCAGAGAUGCCAAGAAUUAUGUCUGAACAUGUUGCAUGCAAGAAUGUGCUCUACCACGGAGGUGCAGCCCCUCCCCCCCAGUGCAGCUAUCUUAUAUCAAAUCAGAUGAUUGGUCCAUUGAGUCCAGUGCUAUGGGAAGCCGCCAUAUACCAAGUCGGUACAAUAUGCAGCAGGAUUCCCUGCAUAUCAGAUGCAAUCAACAGUAAGACUAGUAAUGUAUUGCAGCAGAAAAACAUCUGGAAAAGGUCAGUGCACAGGACAAUAGACCAUAAUGCUGUCAGACAACUGUUUAUAGAUCCUUUUUGACCAUUAAGACUUUUUCAAAUAUGUCCCAAUUAAUCUUCAGUCCUUGGGGAAGGUAUUCCAAACACUCUUCUUCUGGGAAUGUGUCCAAAUAAUUCCUCUUGUGCAUCUGCGGCCAGCAAGAAGUCUUUCAGCUAAGUGGUUUUCUUUUUGUAGAGAGGCUGUCUUCCGAGAUGCAGAUUGGGUUUUCUUGUUGUUGUUACAAAAAUUGGUCAUUCACCCUUCCCAGGAAAACAAGAUUCUUCUGCCUCUGUUUGCAGAAGAGGGCAAACCUCCAUAGCGAGGGAGGGAGCACCAAAACGAUGUCGGCAGCAGUGUUUUGUAAGGAUGCAGGGAGUUGUCUUGUACUGAGUUUGGUCCAGUUUAGCAUUAUUGUCAAUACCAGGGAAUGGGGGAACCUUUGGUCUUCCAGAUCUUGCUGGACAGCAUCUCCCAUCAGCCCCAGCCGGUGUGACCAAUGGUCAGAGCUGGCGGGAGUUGGAGUCCAACUACACAUGGAGGCCACCAGGUUCUCCUACCCAUAGCAUAGAUCAGGUGUGGGAAACUUUGGGCUCUCCAAAUGUUGCUGAACUACAGCUCCCAGCAGCCAUAGCAAGUAUGGCCAAUGGCUGGGGAUGAUGGGAGUUGCAGUUCAGCAACAUCUGGAGAGCCAAAGGUUCCUCACACCUAGUAUAGACAGUGGCCCUCCAGAGUCUGAGACAAGGAUCUUUCUCAACCCUACCAGGAGAUCUUGAGGAUUGAACUCUGGAUCUUUUGCAUGCAAAGCAGAUGUUCUACCCCAGUUUCAGUAAGUGUAGCAAUUGUCAUGCAAGUGACACCUGCUGAAAUUCCUUCUUGUGCAUAUCUCUUGGAGGUAAAAGAGUCCUUUCCUCUUUCAUCUGAGCACCAAAACGUGGAUGUUGUACCAGGGCACCAUUUUAGGAAAAGUCAUUCCCUACUGCAAGAGGGUGCUUGUGGGCACCUUUUUAGUUGCUGAAAAUAUUUUCUUAGGGCCAGGCUGGGUUAUUUUGCUGCCUGAGGCCAGAGCAGCACUAGUUGUGCAUACCAGGCAACCACACCAUACAAUUGCAGAUUGUUGGUAUGAAGGGGGGGUUGAAUUCAGCAUCCUGAGAAUUUCCAGCUUCCUUCUAUUUUUAAAAUGUUACUAGCCCUUAAGGUUUCAAAGGUAGACAUGAAGCAAUUUGGCAAUGCCUGAUGAGACAACAGAAGUGGGGAGCAUUGAGCAGGGUUUCUGGGGCUUUGUUCACCUGUGCAGCCCCUUCCCAUAAUUACCAGAAUGAAUGAUGCAAUAGUAUGCAAACAUGUGCUCUAUUUGCGUAAAUUAUACUGGUCCAGCUUUUCUUAGCAUAGGAUUUGCAAGACUUCAGUUGCUGCAGAUUUUUAUAAAAUAAUAUUUAGCAUGAAGUUUAUGCAGGCCUGGUUUGGUGGUCCUCCAAAGUCUGAACUUAACAAAGGACAAUCUUUGACAAUCUGGUACAAGCUGAAGCUCCAGAUGGGGCAGACUAACAGGGCCAGAUGGACUUUAAGAAUAAUCAUAAGUUGAGCAAGGAGGGUGAUCAAAACAAUCUCGACACAAUGGAAGGAAAAUGGAGAGUGCCUGUUUGCUGUGUUUUGGGAACCACAAGUGGGGACAAUAGUGCUGUUGCACUUAGAUCCUGCUUGUGGGCUUCCCAUCAUCCAGUUGGCCACUGUGGGAACAGGAUACUGGACUAGAUGGGCCAUUGGCCUGAUCCUGCAGAGCUCUUAUGUUCUUAUUCCCACUUAACUGCAGGCACUUCAGUCAAGCUUUUUAAUGAGAAUUCAUCCUAACUUGUUUGCAUUGAGAUUAGAUUGCCUUGCGUCAAAGCAAGUGUUAUUUUACAUUUUCCAGUGCACUUCCCUCUCAUGUUCCUUAUCGCAAAAGGGCUGACCUUUUUGGGAAGCGGCUUUGUUGAGCAAGAGCUCCCAAGCAACUUUCAUUGCAGAGCCUGAAUUUGCCAGUAUGUGAUUGAACCCCACCUGCAAAAGGGCGACAGUCUGGAAGUACCCUGUGAGAAUUGGUCUCUUCAGUGUUCUGUCGCCAUGCGAGAUCCUCUUGUUUCAGCUGAGUUUUGAUGGACUGGGGGGGGGGGA
This is a messenger RNA of Rhineura floridana, 9185 nucleotides long. RefSeq names its product zinc finger protein OZF-like. Gene Ontology annotation, molecular function: RNA polymerase II cis-regulatory region sequence-specific DNA binding; DNA-binding transcription factor activity. The record is from RefSeq and is a predicted model, not a curated record. Lineage: Eukaryota; Metazoa; Chordata; Lepidosauria; Squamata; Rhineuridae. The transcript is spliced from 4 exons. Gene Ontology annotation, biological process: regulation of transcription by RNA polymerase II. Bases 215 to 1612 code for a protein of 465 amino acids.